AUGCAUCCUCAAUUUUUUAAAUACCUCGCUAUUGAUCCAAACGUUCCCUACGAAAGCUUACAUCCAACAACACCGCAUAACGAACAUAUUGAUAAAAAAAGAGCAAGAUUAAUCUAUCAAUCUCGUAAAAGAGGAAUAUUAGAAACAGAUUUAUUAUUAUCAACAUUUGCAAAAAUAUUUGAAAUCAUUUUAAA
Messenger RNA from Entrophospora sp. SA101, 194 nucleotides. NCBI's taxonomy places the organism in Eukaryota, Fungi, Glomeromycota, Glomeromycetes, Entrophosporales, Entrophosporaceae. The record is from the annotation of a GenBank genome assembly.